CCCGUCUAUAGACGUAAUUGCGAGGAUCAGUGACACCGCUACUAGUGGAUGCCACACCAUGGUGAAUGGAAGAAGUCCCCUCCGCCUGCACUUCUGCCCCUCGACCCCCUCCCGCGGAAUGUGGCCUGUAUGGCAAGGGUCGAAAGUUUGGAAGUCGUAUCGAAAGGGAAGGUUGUACUCCCUGCGCUAUCGCAGGAGCUUCGCGCAGUUCGUUGAGGAUAACAUGGCCACCGGCCGCGGGAGGAUGCGUACUUGCUGGGGAACCGGGCCUUGAUUGUUCUGGUUGCUGUGGUGCUGUUACCAUGUGGUCGUGCAGGCUAUCAGGAAGGAGACUCUGUCCUCUCCCCCCUUUCUGCCUAUCCAUCGAGAUGAUCGACCGUUUCCUGCACCCUGCCGGUCGAUGGAGCAGUCGUGAAGCUAAGUCGACGAAUCCAGAGGCACUUAGCGGAGGUAUGUCGCAAGAAAAUCCGAGGGAAGGGUCGCAGUACGCCAGGCGUCCCAUACGUCGCUAGUCGACUUUGUGGCAGGGUGUAAAGGGCCUCCUUUCAAAAUUUCACGGCGCAGACAGAGAGGACGGAGCCCCCGUUGAAUGAUCGCGGUCCGAGGCCAGGGGGCUAGCUUGGACUGAAUAAGACAGUCCGCAUAUUAGGUUUGGAUCCGGUAUGCGCGUCGA
Molecule: messenger RNA, 673 nt
Organism: Gloeophyllum trabeum ATCC 11539
Lineage: Eukaryota; Fungi; Basidiomycota; Agaricomycetes; Gloeophyllales; Gloeophyllaceae
Exons: 1
Coding region: 66-512 (148 amino acids)
Source: RefSeq, a predicted model, not a curated record